Messenger RNA from Gekko japonicus, 2683 nucleotides. RefSeq names its product mitochondria localized glutamic acid rich protein (gene MGARP). Gene Ontology annotation, biological process: anterograde axonal transport. Gene Ontology annotation, cellular component: mitochondrial outer membrane; mitochondrion. The transcript is spliced from 4 exons. NCBI's taxonomy places the organism in Eukaryota, Metazoa, Chordata, Lepidosauria, Squamata, Gekkonidae. The record is from RefSeq and is a predicted model, not a curated record. The coding region runs from base 265 to 798 and encodes 177 amino acids.
GCGAGGAGCAGGAGGAGAAAGCAAGGGCAAAACCGGAGUAGGCUACGACAGAGGCAGACGAUCUAAACGAGCCAGAAAGCAGGCCGGGCACAGCCCGCGAAGACGAGCCUGGAUUGGGCGAGCCUUGCUCAGUCCCCGCCUCGGUCCUCCUACUUGCGUGAAGCGGCUGGGACUGGCUGUCAUUCUCUCCUCGGCUAGUGGCGGCUCGAACCUCGGUGCGGCUGAAGCCCCGGCGGCGUCAUUGCAGCCCCCUUCCUCCCCACAAUGCCGCUUUGCAGGGUCGCUUGGCAGACUUUAACCUCUCGCUUCGCCAGGGCUGCGCCCCAACUUCGCACACGCGUACCUUUCCGUCAGAUGUCAAGUGUUCCUGGAUCUUCUGGGGAGAAUAUGCUUUACAGUCUGUUUGUUGUUGGUGCUGCUGGUGCAGGUAUUUUUUAUGCUUACAGAGUGAUCAUUUCGGAUCGUGCCAGGUACAAUGAGCGUAUUGAACAAAUUCAACAAAGAAAUACAGAAGAAUGGAAACCAAAACCCUGGCCCCCUCCAUCCUUAGAAAGUGAUGACACUGAUGAAAUGGAAACAAAAGAAGUCACUGAUACAAAUGAAGAGGCGAAAGGUACAGCUGCAGAAGAGACUGAAGGAGUAGUGGCUGGUAAAUCUGAAGUCCAGAGUGAAGAACGUGCAGAAUCUACAGAAUCAGAGAAGGCAGAAGAAUCACCUGCUGAGGGGGCAACCUCUAGUGUGCCAGGAGGCGAGCAGGAUGCUCCUGCCAACUCAGAGACAAGCCAAGAUCAAGGUUAAUGUUAAUGGAAUUUCUGUUAACAGUUUUGUCUCCUUCCACAGGAAGUACGACUCUGCUCCCAGUAGAACCCACAAUAUUCCAGAUGGAAUCAAGUUGCAUGAUAAAACUUUAAUGUUCAUUUAAAUGCUCUUGAGACUUCACUUCAGUGGUAGCGUUAACACUUCUUCAUCUGGUAGAGUUCCUUCCAUCUAUGUAGGAGAGCUUCUAGGCUUGUCCAGAAGAAAAAGCAAGUAUAGUAUAAGUGAACCAACCCCUGCAAGUGCAUUGUACUAUUCUCCCAGCUUUGAAGACAGCUAAAAUAAUAAUAUUUCAGUUCAUUAGAAAUAGAGCUGCUCAAAAAUUUGUAGUGUAUUGCUGCACCUCAACCCCCCCUCCCCACCUUUCUGAAGGAAAAAAAAAGUCAUUUGGCAUUCACUUUUAUUUUGUGGAUGAAGAAGAGGAAUAACAUUUUAAAAAAUGGAGUAUAUAUCUUUACAAGGUAUCAUUCAAUACAUUUCAAACUUCAAGUUAUCCAAUACAUGCUUUGGAAAUGGAAAUAAUUUGUGACCCCCCCCCCAAAAAAAAAAAAAAAAAAAAAAUUGAACAAGCAAAACCAAAUUGGUGGUUGUAAUCCAGCAAGUGACUAAAUGUAAACACAGCUUGGGCUCUAUUCCAUUGUUUGCUAAAGGUCAUUCUCUGGUUAGGUUUUCAUCUUCCAUUACUGACAGUGGAAGUUAGCACUUUACAGCAUUCUGUUGGUAAUAGGCAAUAUUUUCAAGAUUAAGCUGAUAAACCAAAUAAGCAAAACCUAGAUCUUUUCUUCUACUUUAUUAAGGAGUCCCCAGCAUGUUACUCUGAUCUGUAAUCUAAAUUCCUUUUGAUAUUAAGUAAACUGUAACAUGAAUUCUGAUUCUCUACUACCUGCAAUAUUUCAUUUAAAAAGAUAUUAUCUUCAUGCACUUUCCAGGGAAAAGAAAGUAUCAUUUACCUAGUUUUAUUUUAAGCUUUAAUAAAACAUUUUGAAUCAAGUGGGGUUUUUUUUUGUUUCCUGCACUGAUGUCUACUGACUUUUUCCAGUAGACUUAGAGGGUAUUGUGAAGAGGAAAUAAGGCUUUUGAUUCAUGACAUAAUUUUUAUUAAAAACAAAGGGUUUGGAAGGUUCUUUUAAUAAAACAAAACUAAAUUUACAGGCAGUAUAUUUAAAAAAAACCCAAGGUACUCUUUCAACAGUUGAAAUUUGAAACCAUUAUUUCAGAUAAGAGUUUCAUUAAAUUUAGCAAUAAUUCUCCUCUCCAGAAUCUCAGGAGAAGUCAUGGUACCUGAAAUACUGGUAGAUGAAGCUGCCAAGGAUAGAAACUGUGUCCCUUUAUAAGCAAAACAUGAGUUCUGCCAUUGCAGUGUAACCUUUUCCUUGCUCCACAAAGGUUCAGGUGUUCACACAAAGCUCCUACACAAGCAAAGUCUUCCUAUUUAAUUCACGCUCCUGAGAUGGUUCUGUGUACACAACAGAAAUUGUACACAGUGCUGUCUCAGAUGCCAUGGUGAGUAGGGAAUGGGGAAACCCUUGGGAGCGUGAGCUUCCAUGUGUACAAAUAACUGCUAAAUCAGGAUUACCAUCUUGUUUGGGCUUUCUAUUAAAGUAAUACAAAUAAAAUGUCUAUGUAAGUUGUAGUUGUGUCUAUUCUAACAUUUAAAAUACUUGCUAGUGUAAACAUUGAUUGUAUUUGUAACACUUCUAAUUUAUAAGGCUAGAAUGAUCAGAUUGUAAGCUUUUUUCCACACAUGGGCUAUUAAGUAAAUUCAAGAAUGUUAUUUUUCAUAAAUCUGAAAGAAAUACAUGUUUUAUUCAGUAUUUAAAAUUAAAUAAAUGUGCUCUCAGUCACGGGUCAUUUUGUAGAAAAAGAG